UGGCUCUCCAGCUGAUGUAUGACUACAAAUCCCAUCAUGCCCUGACAGCCGAGUUGUAGUUUUGAAAGAGCAGAAGCCCCAUAGGCUGACCCAUCCGAUGUUUUCCGGUGUACCGUCCAGUAUACACCUAAUCUUAUUGCCCUUGGCCCCUGUGACGUCCCGGCACCUGAAGAGCAGUGGGGAGCGGAGCGGGCACCUGUCCUGACCCCGAGCUGUCAGCGCCUCAUCCCGUCCUGUGUGUGGUGUCUCCCGUCCUCGCUCUUCUCUCGGCUCCCCCCUCCCGCUCCGUGGAUGAGCUGUUCCCCACUCACGUCCCCCCCUCCAGUGAUGUGAAUGGUCGCCGCUCUCCUCCGCAGACACAUACACCGCCGGUCCGGACGAGCACGGAGCCUCUGUGUAUCACAGCUGGAGCAGCAGGAGCGGCAGCGGCGGUGGCGGGCUCAGCUUGGCGGACACUAGGGACUGUGCUGGACACCGGGGAACAACCGGGACUCCGGGAGCUUCCCCCGGGACUUACAACAAGUGAGAGCGGAGGCGGAACCCCUGGAGACAUGUCCCAAUCAGCGACACGGCGGCUGCAGCGCGGAGCAGCACUCCAGCUCCAUCCAGGAAUCAUGGAGUCUCCCAGUGUAGACAAAGAGUUGCUAGAGGGAUGCGUGUCUCCAUUGGAGCUGAAAUCGAACCCAAGCAAGAAGAUGUGGGUCAAACUGAGAGCUCUCCUGAAGUACAUGGUGAAACAGCUCGAAAAUGGAGAGGUCAACAUUGUCGAACUGAAGAAGAAUUUGGAGUACACAGCUUCAUUGCUGGAAGCAGUAUAUAUCGACGAGACAAGGCAAAUUCUCGACACAGAAGAUGAACUGCAAGAAAUCCGUUCAGAUUGUGUUCCCUCUGAGGUCAGAGACUGGUUGGCUUCUACAUUCACACAGCAGACACGAUCAACCGGUCGACGGUCUGAGGAAAAGCCCAGAUUCCGUAGCAUUGUACAUGCUGUACAAGCAGGGAUUUUCGUAGAAAGAAUGUUCCGAAGAACAUAUACAGCCGUUGGGCCGAACUACUCUGCAGCUGUGGUUAACAGCUUAAAGCAUUUGGAUCUCUGGGACUUCGAUGUGUUUGUGUUGAACAGAGUGAGUGAAGAUCAUGCUUUGAAGACCAUUGUUUUUGAACUUCUGACCAGACACAACCUGAACAGUCGUUUUAAGAUUCCUGUUGCGUUUCUAAUGAGUUUUCUGGAUUCCCUGGAAAGUGGCUAUGGGAAGUAUAAGAAUCCUUAUCAUAACCAGAUCCAUGCAGCUGAUGUCACACAAACCGUCCACUGUUUUCUAUUACGAACAGGCAUGGUGCAUUGCCUAAAUGAGAUCGAAAUCCUGGCUAUCAUUUUUGCUGCCGCCAUCCAUGAUUUUGAACAUACAGGAACAACAAACAGCUUCCACAUCCAGACAAAAUCAGACUGUGCUAUCUUGUACAAUGACCGAUCGGUUCUGGAAAACCAUCAUGUCAGUGCAGUCUAUCGGAUCAUGCAAGAUGAUGAAAUGAACAUAUUUGUGAACCUCACCAAAGAUGAGUUCACAGAACUAAGGGCUCUUGUUAUCGAGAUGGUCUUGGCUACAGAUAUGUCUUGUCACUUCCAGCAAGUCAAAACCAUGAAAUCUGGCCUGCAAACAAUGGAAACCAUUGACAAGGCAAAGGCGCUCUCCCUACUACUCCAUGCAGCUGAUAUCAGCCACCCCACCAAGCAGUGGAAAGUGCAUGCACGAUGGACCAAAGCCCUAAUGGAGGAGUUUUUUAGACAGGGCGACAAAGAAGCUGAAAUGGGGCUGCCGUUUUCUCCACUUUGUGACCGCAAAUCCACUUUGGUAGCUCAAUCCCAGAUAGGAUUCAUUGAGUUUAUUGUUGACCCAACAUUUUCAGUGCUGACUGAUGUGGCUGAGAAGAUUGUUCUUCCAUUGGUAGAAGAAGGAAGCAAAACCAAACCGGCACCUCCUGUCAACCAGUCCAGCUCUCAGUGGAGGCAGCCAUCCUUGGAUGAACAGUCUGAGCUAGGAGACAUUAAUGCUGACCUGAACAGUUUCCGGUCAACUUGGACCAAGUACAUCCAGGAGAACAAGCAGAAGUGGAAAGAGCGAGCAGCAAGUGGAAUCACAAACCAAACAUCUGUGGAUGAGCUUUCACCCUGUGAGGAAGAGCAUAGCACAGAGGAAAAUGGUAACCUGGACUAGUGCACAGUUUCCCUGAAGACCAGGUACUACUCCAUCCAAAUAGAGGUCUAGCUCCCCUCCCUGCAAUACAGAAGGAAAAGGACACAGGGAAUACAGAGAUUGGAUCUGAAGCCGCAGGUCACUUGGCACGCACAGAACAUCUGGUAUUCAGGGAACUUGAACCCUCAGAAUCCCACCGUCUGUGACACUGUGUGGGUGACCCACAGAUCAUUGCACAGCUCUUUCUCUCUGUCCGCCUGUCUCUGCUAUGUGGGUCUGUCUCUUUAUUUGUGGAUCAUUUAGGUACUACCAUACGGAACUGCCUUUGCUUUGUAAAACAGAGCAGACUUUUUUCUUUUCCGUUUCUCAUAGAGUAAAGCACUCCUUUUAUUUUGCUGUCAGCAAUGUACAUCUACAAUAUAUAUAUAUAUAUAUAUAUAUAUAUAUAUAUAUAUAUAUAUAUUGCCUCCCACAAAUCUUUCAAGGCUCUGCAUGACUUAGUUCUCAUUAUCCAGAGUGAUGCAAAAAAAACAAAAAAACAAAAAAAAACGUUCAUAUAUGCACAGUGACAAAAAGAAACAAAAUGGAAAUAUGUUCCUUCAUCUCAUCUGAAGAUAGUUCAAAGAAGAUGGUGUUGGACUAUCUGAUGUAUUAUAACUUAAGAAAAUGCAAUAUCAAAAACUAUGAACAGUACCCACCAAAUAAGUGAGUUCCAAGUAUCCAGAACUCUGACAGAAUAGUGCUCUUUAAAUCAAUUGCUACCCAACCAUAAUGCAUGUGUAAUCAGUUCUUAGGCAUGGAAAUCUGUCUAUCAGAUCAUGUUUACCUGUCUGUGAAUGGUUUGAGAGUUACUGAUUCUGAGCAAUAAGCACCUGGUACAAGGCAAAGAGUCAUCCAGUGGAAUGUGAGACAGAGAUUUACACCAUCAGAUCAUGGAAUCUCCCCUUUUCACGUCAUCGUUAUCUAGGAAAACAAAUGGGACCAAAGCAUGUUAGUAAUUACAGUAGAUUAUUUAGAAAAAUGCUUAUCUAUUGGAUUAUUCAUUUAGUAUUUGCUGCUUUACCCAUCAACACCUAGCACAGUGUGUAUAGAUUAUACCUCGGUAAGAAACAUCACGGCUCAUAUUCUUUCUGGCUGUAAUCCUGAUACUUUCUCUAAGACCCACCAAGCAGGAGGACCCAAAGUCUUAUGUGAGGAACGGGGGUUCUCUGCAAACUGUUCCAUGAGUCUGCAGAGCACCGCCGAACGAUACAUUGACAUUACUUCCCAUGCCAAGCUCCUGUACAUCAUUGUGUGACCAUUCCCUGUGGCAGAAUAUCGAGAGUUUCUUGUUUGUCCUGUCCAAGCUGUGUCAUGGAUUUGGAUGUUUUGUUUUGUGCCUUGUUUUGCAGUGUUUUGUACCUAGUCUCUGACUCCUCAUCUACUCAUCCGUCUUUCUAAACCUCCGAUAUGGACAUAGCAAUCUUUCCAUUACAUAUUUAACCGGAAACGGUCAAGACCCCUGAACACUUGCUGUAUCCUUGGUAAUAAUGACUUGUCAUUUCUCUUUUCUAUAAAAAAAAAGUUUCAUUUCAUGGUUUCACUUUUGCUUAUAAUUCACAUCUCAGGUUAAAGAGUUUAAGGAGUUUGUCACGGUCGUACAACAAAUUGUCCAGGUACAUUGAAUGAUAUAGAAUUGACACACACUCAUAGUUGUUUGAUAGUACAUCCAUCACAUUACAUCACAUUAACAUUUCACUGGACAAAUCAUAUUCACUUUAUUAUGUUUAUCCAUAUAUUAACAAGAAUAUAACAUUUUAUUGUGAUAUCCAAGAUAGGACUACCCCUAUAAGAGCUUCCGAGAGCUGGAGAUGAUGUAUGUAUGACCAAGACAAUGUCCUAUAUCAGAUGACAUAGGAGGUAACAGUUAUUUAGUGAAGCAAGUAUGAAUAUUAACAGGUAAAUGAUAUAGAUAAAAGUCAUUUACUUUAAAAUGCUGCAAUAUGGAAGUUGAUAGAUAAAGCAGAACAGGGUAGACAGACCUUUAACUCAUAGCAUGACAACUGCAAGAUUUCUAUAGAUGUCUUUAGGUAGCAUCAAGAUUUCUGAAGUUAAAAGGAAACUGGAUAAAUAAUGCUUAAAGAAAACGAUCUAUGGAAAGAGUUGCUAUGGAAUAGGUAAGUGGUGACCUCUUGUGUAUGGAGAUAGAAAGGUUUUCUCAUUCUCUCUAAUGAAGUAUUAGUAGUCCUUCAUGGAAUAUGGUCUGUAUUUAUUACACUAUAACUUCAUACUAGUGGAUAUCCCUAUCUUACAGAUAUCCUUCCUCUCUCUUUGUAGUCAUCUUGUGAGCACUUUUGUUCCCUUCGACUAUAUGUAAGACCAUUAGGCAUCCACCCAUGUACCAUCCUGCUGUGGCUUCCAUCUUCCAUAUCGAUCAAUAGCAAUGAUUUGAUCAAGUUUCUUAUAACUGUUACGUCUUCCUUCUUUCUUUUUUCAUGUUUAGUAUUUACAGUUUCCUCUGUUCACAUAACUCCCAUAUUAUGUUUAUGGCAGGAAUGUGGAUCUGGGAGAUAGUAUUAAAUAUGCACACAUAUAACACAUGAUUCAAGAGGUAAAUUGUCAAAGUCUGCCUUAACUCUGGACCAGUCUACCAUACAUCCUGAUAUUUGGUGGUGAGGUUUGGAUUAAAGAAAGAAACAGAUGUAAUGGAAAAUCCAAUAGUGUGAGUUCAGAGGUAUAUUUUAGGAUAUAUAGAUCAAAAUUCAUAUUUAUUUACUUAAGAUCCAGACAGGUUAUUAUUUAUUUAGCAUCUAGUUCCUUAUAAAUUCUUUUGAGUAAAUCUACCAAGCAAAGAUUGUUUCCACUUAUAGGUUUUCACUAUAUAAAUAUAUAUAUAUAUAUUGAGAAUUUUUUUCUAAUUUAUGACAGACACUCACCUUCAAUCCUGAUAGAUCAGUUAGUAAAAUAUUUGAAGUGUGUAACCAGAUGACAUCACAAAUCCUAACCACUUCUGGAUAGCGUUCUUUAGAAUUGUAUCUUAUAUUUUUAAGCAAUGUAUAUUUUAAAUGACUCUGUCUACAGUAAAUACACAAAGUAUAAUACAGAUGUAACAUUAUUUGUCUAUGGUCCGUAUAGUUUUUGUUUUUUUCAACAAUGCCUUGGAUUGCACAACAUGGUCUUUUCCAUAUGUGUAUUUGAAAUGAGGAGGCUGCAACCCAAGCAACAAGAGGGUUACAUUUUCUGGAGAGACUUGUAAAUAUUUUGCUUUGGAUGUGCCCUUGAGUGGUACAUUCUUUAUUUUCAAUCUUAUUUUGUAAUGCUCCAUAUGCCAUGCUUAUCGGCGGUGCAAACAUUUUCAUCAAGAAAAAACUGGUGAUAAUGGUACAAAGCAGUUGAGCGUUGAAUGCUGAGUUCACUGAACAGGAACACAAAAUGUCUGUAUACUUGGUCUCUUGACUUCUGAACGGGAAGCAGGAUUACAUUGCGUACUGGUUCAUUGUCAUUACAUGGUACAGUAUCAUAGCUUUCUAUGAUAGAUAUUAGCAUAUCAAUACUCACUGAAAGGAUCACAAAUGCAAAAGGGAUAGUGGUGGAGUUGCAGAAGAAGAUGCUGUCACCCACAGGGGCAAGUUAGAGACAAAUUUCUAUGACUCACCCAAGUUGAAAACUACUUUACUGUGUUAUUGGUCAUUUUCUAAAUAAAAAACAUAGAGCACAACCUGCCUUAGAACAAAGUUCUUAAUCUAAAGAAAGUUUAACAAAAAGAAAAGAAAACCUAAAAAUGAAAUGAGGUGUGUGUACAGUGCAAUCCAUUUUUUUUUUAAAUCAUUUAAUAGUCCCUUUUAUCUGUUUCCUGCAUCAUGUUAGGUUUCUAUAGAAAACUGCCGAUACAGGGAAUAGAUAAAAAAGAGCAUGAAUGCUGGAUCAGUAAUUUACUUCUAUUAAAAAAUCUUAAUCCUUCCAGUACUUAUUAGCUGCUGAAUGCUACAGAGGAAAUUCCUUUCUUUUUGGAACACUGAUGACAUCACGAGCACAGUGCUCUCUCCUGAAAUCUCUGUCCAUUUUAGCAACCAUGCAUAGCAGAUGUAUGCUAAGGGCAGCAUGGUGGCUCACUGGUUAGCACUGCUGCCUUGCAAUGCUGGGCACUUGGGUUCAAAUCUCACUAAGGACAACAAUAAAUAAAGCAUUAUUAUUAUUAUAAUAACGUCAGCAGAGAGAACUGUGCUCGUGAUGUCAUCAGAAAGCAUUCCAAAAAUAAAAGAAUUUCCUCUGUAGUAUUCAGCAGCUAAUAAGUACAGGAAGGAUUAAGAUUUUUUAAUAGAAGUAAUUUACAAAUAUGUUUAACUUUCUGCCACCAGUUGAUUUAAAAGAAAAAAAGGUUUUCACCGGAGUACCCCUUUAAUUCAACUAAAUAAUAUUUGAUGCUUUUGUGGAAUAUGCUGUUCAUAUUAAGUGGGCAUGCAGUCUUACAGUAAACUCUGGUCAGAACCACGCUCCUCCACUGGUGUUGUGUUGCUGAGAAUUUCCUUUCAAAUAAAUGUCUCUUAGAAUUAAGUUUAUGGUAGCUUAAAGGGGUAUCUGUCCAAAGAGCAGCACCCACAUUCUAUGAACAAGACAAAGAGUUUUCCGAGACUGGGAACGUAACAUCAGGCCCCCUCGUGACAUUACACCAUUUUCCCUCCAUUGUUGUCUAUGGGAGGGGGCGUGACGUCCAUCAUGCCCCCUCCCAUAGACAUGAAUGGAGGGGUUGUGUCGUGACGUGUCUUUGGCCGUAUAACUCCUUUAAGGGAUGUACAAUCGUUAAACUAAUUGGCUGAUUAUUAAAGAAUGCUUAUUUCUAGAAAUUGUACCUCUCUUGUCCAGGGGCUGUAUGUAUUCAUUUUAAAAGGGCUGUUUUGUAAUACACUGCUCAAAAAAAUAAAGGGAACACUAAGACAACACAACCUAGAUCUGAAUGAAUGCACUAAUCGUAUGAAAUACUUUCGUCUUUACAUAAUUAAAUGUGCUGACAACAAAAUCACACAAACAUUAUCAAUGGAAAUCAAAUUUAUCAACCCAUGGAGGUCUGGAUAUGGAGUCACACUCAAUCAAAGUGGAAAACCACACUACAGGCUGAUCCAACUUUGAUGUUAUGUCCUUAAAACAAGUCAAAAUGAGGCUCAGUAGUGUGUGUGACCUCCACAUGCCCGUAUGACCUCCCUACAACACCUGGGCAUUCUCCUGAUGAGGUGGAAGAUGGUCUCCUGAGGGAUGUCCUCCCAGACCUGGACUAAAGCAUCUGCCUACUCCUGGACAGUCUGUGGUGCAAUGUGGUGUUGGUGGAUGGAGCUAGACAUUAUGUCCCAGAUGUGCUCAAUCGGAUUCAGGUCUGGGGAACAGGCGGGCCAGUCCAUAGCAUCAAUGCCUUUAUCUUGCAGGAACUACUGACACACUUCAGCCACUUGAGGUCUAGCAUUGUAGGAGGAACCCAGGGCCAACCACACCAGCAUAUGGUCUCACAAGGGGUCUGAGGAUCUCAUCUCAGUACCUAAUGGCAGUCAGGCUACCUCUGUCAAGCUCAUGGAGGGCUGUGCGCCCCCCCCAAAGAAAUGCCACCGCACACCAUUACUGACCCACUGCCAAACCGGUCAUGCUGGAGGAUGUUGCAGGCAGCAGAUUGUUCUCCACGGUGUCUCCAGACUUUCUCACGUCUUUCACAUGUGCUCAGUGUGAACCUGCUUUCAUCUGUGAAGAACACAGGGUGCCAGUGGCGAAUUUGCUAAUCUUGGUGUUCUCUGGCAAAUGCCAAACGUCCUGUGCGUUGUUGGGCUGUAAGCACAACCCCCAGCUGAGGACGUCGGGCCCUAGAGUGGACACAUGCACAUUUGUGGCCUGCUGGAGGUCAUUUUGCAGGGCUCUGGCAGUGCUCCUCCUUGCAUAAAGGCGGAAGUAGCGGCCCUGCUGCUGGGUUGUUGCCCUCCUCCACAUCUCCUGAUGUACUGGCCUGUCUCCUGGUAGCGCCUCCAUGCACUGGACACUACGCUGACAGACACAGCAAACCUUCUUGCCACAGCUCACAUUGAUGUGCCAUCCUGGAUGAGCUGCACUACCUGAGCAACUUUUGUGGGUUGUAGACUCUGUCUCAUGCUACCACUAGAGUGAAAGCAACACCAAAGUGACCAAAACAUCAGCCAGGAAGCAUAGGAACUGAAAAGUGGCCUGUCGUCAUCACCUGCAGAACCGCUCCUUUAUUGGGGGUGUCUUGCUAAUUGCCUAUAAUUUCCAUCUGUUGCCUAUUCCAUUUGCACAACAGCAUGUGAAAUUGAUUGUCAAUCAGUGUUGCUUCCUGAGUGGACAGUUUGAUUUCACAGAAGUGUGAUUGACUUGUGUUAAGUGUUCCCUUUAUUUUUUUGAGCAGUGUACUAAAGACCAUGGACAAGAGUGACACUGUUUUUGGAUAAAAGCACACUGUUUAAUACAAAUUGUAUGAUACACCAAACAUUCGGAAAGUGCUGCAGUGAUGAUUUUCUGGAAAUUUCUCCCAUCUGCACACAGGAUCUUUGGAACUAGGCCAGAGUGAUUAUUGGGCUCUUGGUCACCUCUCUAACCAAGACCCCAAUACUUUAAUAACUUAUUUGGGUGAGGCUAGCUUUAGGAGGAUCCCUUGUUGUUCCAAACUGCUUACAUUUAAAGGGGUAAUCCACUGGCCAGCAUUCGGAACAUUUAGUUCCAAAUGCUGUGUUCAUGCAGCGGGGGUCAGCCACGCCCCCUUGUGACAAGUCUACGAGCAGCGAUCACUCCCAUGGUAACAAAAGAAUACAUUAUUUAUUGAGCUGAACUAGGAUAAUGUGAAUAAUUAUAUUCUACAUAAAAAGUUAUGUCAACAUUUCUCAGACUGAUAAACAAAAUGCAUUGCCAAUGGAUGCAAUGAUUUCUCACAUCAUUUUCGUUGACCAAUUGGUUUAUGCUACACAUAGAACUGAUAAUCAGUCAAGGAUAUGGUUUUCAGAUCUUAGAACAAUUUAAAUUGUAGACAGAUUUGUUGGUGUAGAUAGAUAUGUUGGGACAGAAUGCCGUAAAACUGUACUUUGGCCUCUACUUAGUGCAGUACUGUACAGAGGUUAUACAGCAUCCCACCCAACUGUUAUUGCACAGCAGUCAACGCAGGCUAGGGCUACAUGAUGACUUUGGUCAUGUGUUUCCCGUGUGAUUUUCACAGUCUCACAUGGCACCAAACUGCAGUCAGCAACUCUUUGCAUGACAGUCACAUGACCAAAGCCUCUGAAUAACCCUACCCUAAUUCUGCACAACUUAUGAUCCAGAAAUGGGAAUAAUUCUGCUUUCAUUGAGUUUGAUACUUGGUAACAACAUGUGUUACCCAGAAUGCAGAGUGUGGAAGGUCUCUUAAGGUAUUUUUUUUUUUUAUCUUGCUGAAAACCUUUGCACUGCUUUAACUGAUGCAAAAAACACUCACAAAUACACAAUGUCAGACUAAAACUAUGCGCAUGUAAAAAAAAAAAAAAACAGAGGGGGAAUAUUACCCCUUAGAAUGUACAUCUGUCUUUAAUUCCUAAUUAUUAUAAUAAUAUUAAUAAAGCAUCUAUGAAAUA
This is a messenger RNA of Hyla sarda, 9763 nucleotides long. It is a transcript of the gene PDE1B, whose product is annotated as phosphodiesterase 1B. NCBI's taxonomy places the organism in Eukaryota, Metazoa, Chordata, Amphibia, Anura, Hylidae. The record is from RefSeq and is a predicted model, not a curated record. The coding region runs from base 552 to 2216 and encodes 554 amino acids. The transcript is spliced from 16 exons. Gene Ontology annotation, molecular function: 3',5'-cyclic-nucleotide phosphodiesterase activity. Gene Ontology annotation, biological process: signal transduction.